This is a messenger RNA of Fomitopsis serialis, 2676 nucleotides long. RefSeq lists its product as uncharacterized. The transcript is spliced from 5 exons. The coding region runs from base 1 to 2676 and encodes 891 amino acids. The record is from RefSeq and is a predicted model, not a curated record. NCBI's taxonomy places the organism in Eukaryota, Fungi, Basidiomycota, Agaricomycetes, Polyporales, Fomitopsidaceae.
AUGGGCUUCAUGAUGUCUUGCUGUCGUCGGCGACGUUCGCAUCAGGGCGACUCGGAACCGCUUCUCCCAAAAUAUACUGGCCAGCCACGCGACGCGCCCGGGCCCGCAACCCAUGUCGAGCGACUCGCAGACGUACUUGCCGCUUUCAAGGCCGGAAAGCUCCCUUCUCAAGACCAGGUUACUCAUGCUCUACAACGUAUUCUAAAAUCUCCUUUACUGGAUGCAGAUGCUAGGGUCGCCGAUUACGGGUCGCUGAGCAACACCGGCCGGGAAGUUAUCACGGACAUGAGAGACAUCGCUGAAGCGAUAGUACAAUUUGGCCUGGAGAAGAACGUCGACGACAAACUGCAGGACUUUUUCUAUCAAUGUCGUGUCAUGGACUCGGUCCCCGUUCAUGCAGACAUCGCCGUCGACGUGAACCAGAUUGCAGGAGGAGUGGCGCAAACAAUCCUUACAGCACAAGAAGUACCAUCUGCAGACGAAGCUGGACGCGAUAUGGAAGAAAUACUUGCUUCCCUUCCACAUCUCUUUCGCGCUGUUGCAUCCUCUGCAGCAUUUCGCGCCGUGCUCUCGGAUGUCUGGCUUACCGCGAGAGAGAUGCUUGCGGACGCAGCGUCUGACGUCAGCCAGGUCGCCUCCCAGGUCCAGACUACAGCCAACGACGUAGAACGCUCUGUGCGACCGGCCGGCUCGCUUAAUGAUGCGAAGGGGAAGGCACGAGACGUUGGCCAGGAUACUCAGGAAGAACAUCGAGAUGUACACGCAGAAGAUCUCGAUCGCUCGCAGGAAUCCCUUGUCGCUCGCAUGCAGGAGAUCAUGGGUCGUGCUCAUCGGGAUCCGGCCCUUCAUCGCGCACUACGAACGAUCCUUUUCCUACUCCGCAAGUAUACUGCGAAGGCUCGUAAGCUGUCCGACGCCUUGUCCGACGCUGACGCGCCAAAGAUAACUCCGGUCAUUUGGGCUGAUCCUCCGCUCGCUAGUGCUUUCGAUGAUCUCAAAAUCGUACUGGAACGUAUAGCAUCUGGACAUUCGCUAGACUCUGCUCUACACAACCUCGCCCUUGUUUCGACUGACAUCGCGAAUCUCCCUGCCGAGGCCACGCAUGACAGCGAAGGCCGACACGAGCUUGGCCUGUACUUCGGGCGUCUCUCAGCGUGGUUCGAUCACGCCCUUGAGGAUACUCAAUACGUCUAUUCUGCGGAAGGCCAGCAGGAAGCUAGUGAGCUCUACGCAUCGGGAAGGCUGCUCGUUCAACAGGCCUCGGAGAGUCGCGCGGAAUGGCUGGAUCAUAUCCGAGGUCUUGCAAGUGAACUUGGCGCUUUCAUAUCCGCCAUAUACUCGGAUCGUACGACCCAACGUCUCAUACGUGCGCUGGACACACUUUCUACUGAUCUCGCCAUGUUCGUCUCCGAUGCCGCGGUGACGGGGCCUGCUCAAGUUCGGGAAACAGAGCGGACAUGGCGCAAGCAGCUUCAACGUGACAUCUUGGUCUGGCUGGUCCCUCGCGUCCUACGUGUCGUCAAGGCCAUUCCUAUGCCCAGAGUAGAGUACACCAGUCGGUCGCUGGACGCUGCGAUUGAUGCUCUGCUCGUUAGCGCAUCUGGAGCAAACACUUCCGCAGCUGCAUCUCUUGUCCCGGACCGCAUCCGUAUCGCGAACUACAGCGAGAUCCAGCGAACGAACAUCAGCGUACACACGUACAAGGGUCAUGUUGACGGCAUGCGCAUCGCAGCGCGGGACAUCGCCUACUACGUCCGCUACAAGGGCUAUCUCAUCGGGUAUGAAGACCAGGGACUACUCAGCAUCGAGGUCGGCGAGAGGCAGGCGCGAGGGCGAGGUCUCAGCGUCGACGUAGAACUCGAGUUCGAGGGCGAGCAAGACGGCGAACGUGCGGAUUCUCACACUGCGCUGCUAGACUCGGUAGGCGAUGCUACGGUGGAGGAGAGCUUGUUCCGAGUCACGGACGUGAAAGUGGACGUCCCGGGGCUCCAGUUAUCGAUCGACAGGAGCAAGCACUGGAUCCUCAACAAGACGUUGCUACAACCUCUCGCUGGCCCGGUCGCACGCACAGCGGCGAGCUACGUGCUUGCUCAGCAGAUCAGGACGGUGCUCGAGUCGUGCGGGCGACUCGGCGCGCUCGUCAAGCGCAGGGCGAAGGAACUCCAUGACCAGCAGAGGUCAAGCGUCCAGGAUACGUCGAGUCCUUCCUUCGAGGACUACUGGCAGGCGAUACUUCAGGAAGUCAGCGAACCUGCAUCGAAGGAUGACGAAUCAAAUGACGAAGAAGAGAACAACGAGCACGUCGAGACGCACACAACGGCGACACUGAAGGGAGUGGUUCGCACCACAGUCACUCAGCACUCGCCUGAAGUGUCACGUCCACCGACGCCUGACGAGACCGUCCUUGCUGUGGGUGUGGUCCCGCAGAUCUUACCAGGGAAAGGUGGACCGGCCGAUGAGCUGGACGAAAACCAUGAGUACGGGACGAGGGACGUCGCGAGGGAGGCACUCGGCGAGGUGCAGGAACGCGUCGACGAUGCGGAAGAGAGCCUACAACAAGCAGCUGAGCGGAUGGUCGAAGUCAGGGAGUCCAUCGACGAAGCUGCGCUCAGGGAGCAAGUGAUAGAGAGGCUGGAGAGGAAGAAGAGCGGGUGGAGGAGCCGGGUUUUCGAUUGA